AUGCUUAUACAAGUAAUUCUUGCUUCGGCCGUUGUUGUGCUCCUCAUUCAGCCUGUGGCCGUCUUCGUCAGGGACUCGAAACAUCUCCGGAAGUUCCCAGCUCCAUCUUAUGCUGGGCUUUCAUCCUUAUGGCGCAUCAUCAAGAACCUGCAACACGAGCAUUAUCUUGCGGUACACGAGGCCCACAAGAAACUCGGCACGCAUAUACGAAUUGCUCCCAACCACAUCUCGGUCUCCGAUGUGCAAGCCAUGAAUGAUAUAUACGGCCAUGGUGCAAACUUUCUCAAAGAUGCUUGGUAUGACGGCGGUGCUGGCGAAUUCCGACACAUGGCGGAUGCUAGAGUCAAAGCCGAGCACCAAGCGAAGAGGAAGAUGCUCGCCCAUGUCUUUGCACAGAAGACAAUUGCCAAUCUGGAACCGGUCAUUAGCGAUACCGUUAGUACGUUGAUUGCUCAGGUCGAGAAGUUCACAGCCGAAGGGAAGCCUAUCAACAUGCGUCGAUACCUAAACUACUUCACCAUCGAUGUUUUCUCCAGACUGCUGUACAGCGAGUCGCUGGGAUGUCUUGAGCGUGGAAACGAUAUCGUCGAUGCUGAAACCCUGGAAGGCAAAGUCUAUCAGGUGCCCUUCAUUAAGUCGCUUCACGAUUCGACCAUUAUAAACACUGUCCUUGGGAUGGAAGCGCCACUGCUUCCCUUCACGAGAAGAGUCUUCGCUUGGCAUCCAUUCAAGAAGGCUGGUGCCGACUACGAGAACAUCAUCUACCACAACACCGCCAAGCGCCUCAGAGAUCUGGAUGCAGAGGAAGAUAUCUUCUCUAAGCUCCUGAUCAACAACAAGGGCGAGCAAGUCGGUCUAGAACUUGGAGAAAUCCUCGCGGAAGCCUCCGUGAUGAUGAAUGCCGGAACAGAUACCACUACAGCAGCUUUGACGAAUACGAUCUACCUCCUUUAUAAGCAUCCAAAGAUCCUCGCCCGGCUUCGGGAAGAACUGGACGCAGCCACCGGUACUACCGAAAUACCAGCGUGGGAGGCCAUAUCUCAGCUACCCUUCCUUCGCGCCUGUGUCGAAGAGUCGCUUCGAGUCCGACCCGCAAGCUCGAUGGGUCUUCCUCGUGUGGUGCCCAAAGGAGGGCGAAUGAUUGCAGGCCAGUUCAUCGACGGAGAUGUCACUGUCUCCGUGCCAACGUACACUCUUCUCCAUGAUCCCGAAGCAUUCGAGAAUCCCGACGAAUUCAACCCAGACCGUUGGGUCACCGGCGACAAGGAAAAGAUGAGCAAAGCACAUCUUCCAUUCAGCACCGGACCCAGAGCUUGCAUUGGUCGCAACAUAGCGUAUUUCGAACAGCUUCUGGUCAUCUCUGCGCUUGUUAAGUCGUACGACUUUGAGUUUGAAACACCGGAUUUUCAGCUGCGGACUAUUGAACGCUUCAACUCGAAUCCGGAUGAGCUUGUGUUGAAGUGCCGCAAGAGGGUUAUGGUGUAG
Coniosporium apollinis CBS 100218 is the source of this 1485-nucleotide messenger RNA. RefSeq lists its product as uncharacterized. The record is from RefSeq and is a predicted model, not a curated record. Gene Ontology annotation, molecular function: monooxygenase activity; heme binding; iron ion binding. The transcript is spliced from 2 exons. NCBI's taxonomy places the organism in Eukaryota, Fungi, Ascomycota, Dothideomycetes. Bases 1 to 1485 code for a protein of 494 amino acids.